CAGCCCGCCCCUCCGCCCUCCUCCCCCCGCCCGCGGCUCAGCGCCGCCUGAGAGGAAACAAAGUGCUGCGGGCGGGAGACUCGGCGGCGGCGGCGGCGGCGCGCGGACUCUGCUCGGCUCUCCCGGCCACCCUCACCCCAUAUUUCCCGAGCGUGUGUGCGCGCGUGUGUGCUUCGUCCUUCCCCCGACGUCGGCCUUUCAGCGAGCGCGGAUCGUCGGUUCGUGCCUUCCCUCAGGCUUCUCCGCCUGCCGCCCCCUCCGUGUUCCGGCGCUGCCCGCGGCCUCCGCGCUCAGCUCUCCUCGCCGAUCGCCAUGGCGACAGCGACCCCCGUGCCGCCGCGGACGGGCAGCCGCGCCGGCGGCCCCGCCACGCCACUGAGCCCCACGCGGCUGUCGCGGCUGCAAGAGAAGGAGGAGCUGCGCGAGCUCAACGACCGGCUGGCCGUGUACAUCGACAAGGUGCGCAGCCUGGAGACGGAGAACAGCGCGCUGCAGCUGCAGGUGACGGAGCGUGAGGAGGUGCGCGGCCGCGAGCUCACCGGCCUCAAGGCACUCUACGAGACCGAGCUGGCCGACGCGCGACGCGCGCUCGACGACACGGCCCGCGAGCGCGCCAAGCUGCAGAUCGAGCUGGGCAAGUUCAAGGCCGAGCACGACCAGCUGCUCCUCAAUUAUGCUAAGAAAGAAUCUGAUCUCAGUGGAGCCCAGAUCAAGCUUCGGGAAUACGAAGCAGCGCUGAAUUCGAAAGAUGCAGCUCUGGCUACUGCACUUGGUGAUAAAAAAAGUUUAGAGAGCGAUUUGGAGGAUCUGAAGGAUCAGAUUGCCCAGUUGGAAGCCUCUUUAGCUGCUGCGAAAAAACAGUUAGCAGAUGAAACUUUACUUAAAGUGGAUUUGGAGAAUCGCUGUCAGAGCCUUACUGAGGACUUGGAGUUUCGUAAAAACAUGUAUGAGGAGGAGAUUAAUGAGACCAGAAGGAAGCAUGAAACUCGCUUGGUAGAGGUGGAUUCUGGGCGUCAGAUUGAGUAUGAGUACAAGCUGGCUCAAGCCCUUCAUGAGAUGAGAGAGCAACACGAUGCCCAAGUCAAGCUGUACAAGGAAGAGCUGGAGCAGACUUACCACACCAAACUUGAGAAUGCCAGACUGUCGUCAGAGAUGAAUACAUCUACUGUCAAUAGUGCCAGGGAAGAACUGAUGGAAAGUCGUAUGAGAAUUGAGAGCCUCUCAUCUCAGCUUUCUAAUCUACAGAAAGAGUCUAGAGCAUGUUUGGAGAGGAUUCAAGAGUUGGAGGACUUGCUUGCUAAAGAAAGAGACAACUCUCGCCGCAUGCUGUCUGACAAAGAGAGAGAGAUGGCGGAAAUCCGGGAUCAGAUGCAGCAACAGCUGAACGAUUAUGAACAACUUCUUGAUGUAAAGUUGGCCCUGGACAUGGAAAUCAGUGCGUACAGGAAGCUCUUAGAAGGCGAAGAAGAGAGAUUGAAGCUCUCUCCGAGCCCUUCUUCCCGUGUGACAGUAUCACGCGCAUCCUCGAGUCGCAGCGUGCGUACAACCAGAGGGAAGCGGAAGAGAGUGGACGUGGAAGAAUCCGAGGCCAGCAGUAGUGUCAGCAUCUCUCAUUCUGCCUCAGCCACUGGGAAUGUCUGCAUUGAAGAGAUAGAUGUUGAUGGGAAAUUUAUCCGCUUGAAGAACACUUCCGAACAGGAUCAACCAAUGGGAGGCUGGGAGAUGAUCAGAAAAAUUGGAGACACAUCAGUCAGUUACAAAUAUACCUCAAGAUAUGUGCUGAAGGCAGGCCAGACUGUUACAAUCUGGGCUGCAAAUGCCGGUGUCACAGCCAGUCCUCCCACCGACCUCAUCUGGAAGAACCAGAACUCUUGGGGCACUGGCGAAGAUGUGAAGGUUAUAUUGAAAAAUUCUCAGGGAGAGGAGGUUGCUCAAAGAAGUACAGUCUUCAAAACAACCAUACCUGAAGAGGAAGAGGAGGAGGAAGAAACAGCUGAAGUGGCUGUCGAGGAAGAACUUUUCCACCAGCAGGGAGCCCCAAGAGGUUCCAAUAGAAGCUGUGCAAUUAUGUAAACUUCUCACGUCAACUGUCUUCCUCAAAAUAAAGAAAUAUGGUAAUCCUUACCUACAUGCAGUGCAGAGCCUUCUCAGAAGCACAGAAUAUUUUUAUAUUUCCUUUAUGUGAAUUUUUAAGCUGCGAAUCUGAUGGCCUUAAUUUCCUUUUUUGACACUGAACGUUUUGUAAAAGAAAUCAUAUCCAUACACUUUGUUGCAAGAUGUGAAUUAUUGACACUGAACUGUGUACUGUUUGAAAAGGGUCCCUCAAAUUUUUUGACAUUUUUUUUGUAUGUGUGUGUUUUUUUUUAAGUUCUAAUGAGGAGGGGAGGGUAAAUAAACCACUGUGUGUCUGGGUUUAAUUUGAAGAUUGCUCCAUCUAGAUUAGCAAUCUGCUCUUGAUUAUUCUCUGCUAUAUAUAACGGUGCUGUGAGGGAAGGGAAAAGCAUUUUUCAAUAUAUUGAACUUUUGUACUGAAUUUUUUUGUAAUAAACUAUCAAGGCUACAAAAAUUUUUUUUAAAUAGAAAAGAGAAAUUUUGUAAGAAGGCAAUAUUAAUCUAAUCAUCAUGUAAGCACUCUGGA
Molecule: messenger RNA, 2638 nt
Organism: Balaenoptera ricei (Rice's whale)
Lineage: Eukaryota; Metazoa; Chordata; Mammalia; Artiodactyla; Balaenopteridae
Gene: LMNB1
Product: lamin B1
Exons: 12
Coding region: 313-2073 (586 amino acids)
Source: RefSeq, a predicted model, not a curated record